This is a messenger RNA of Ochotona princeps (American pika), 1276 nucleotides long. RefSeq names its product NADH-cytochrome b5 reductase 1. Gene Ontology annotation, cellular component: mitochondrion. Gene Ontology annotation, molecular function: FAD binding; oxidoreductase activity. Bases 138 to 1049 code for a protein of 303 amino acids. The record is from RefSeq and is a predicted model, not a curated record. NCBI's taxonomy places the organism in Eukaryota, Metazoa, Chordata, Mammalia, Lagomorpha, Ochotonidae. The transcript is spliced from 9 exons.
UUCCUGGAAGCCCCGCCUCCCGCCAGGCCCUGCCUCCUGUGACUCCGCCCACAGACCCCGCCACCACCCCGCCCCGCGGCGCAUUGUGGGAUCAGUCAGCCGGCCGGUGGUGGAGGACAAGGCGUCGGGUCAUCGACAUGCAGCAGAGCCCAGUCCUGCUAGCCUCCCUGGGGGUGGGGCUGCUCACGCUGCUCAGCCUGGCUGUGGGCACCUAUGUGGUUCGAAGGUCCCGCCGGCCCCGGGUCACUCUUCUGGACCCCAAUGAGAAGUAUCUGUUGCGACUGGUGGACAAGACGACUGUGAGCCACAACACCAAGAGGUUCCGCUUUGCCCUGCCCACCGCCCACCACAUCCUGGGGCUGCCUGUGGGCAAACAUGUGUACCUCUCUGCACGAAUCGAUGGCAGCCUGGUCAUCAGGCCGUAUACACCUGUCACCAGUGAUGAAGACCGAGGCUAUGUGGAUCUUGUCAUCAAGAUCUAUUUGAAAGGAGUCCAUCCCAAGUUUCCUGAAGGAGGAAAGAUGUCUCAGUACCUGAACAGCCUGAAGAUUGGGGACGUGGUGGAAUUUCGGGGGCCAAGUGGAUUGCUCACUUACACUGGGAAAGGGAAUUUUCACAUUCAACCUAAUAAGAAAUCUCCACCAGAACCCCGAGUGGCAAAGAAACUGGGAAUGAUCGCUGGAGGGACAGGAAUCACCCCAAUGCUGCAGCUGAUCCGGGCCAUCCUGAAGGACCCUGAGGAUCCAACCCAGUGCUCUCUCCUUUUUGCCAACCAGACAGAAAAGGACAUCAUCUUGCGAGAGGACCUGGAGGAACUGCAGGCCCGGUACCCCAGUCGCUUCAAGCUUUGGUUCACCCUGGAUAAUCCCCCAGAAGAUUGGGCCUACGGCAAGGGCUUUGUGACUGCUGAGAUGAUCCGGGAGCACCUGCCAGCGCCUGGCAAUGAUGUGCUGCUGCUGCUCUGUGGGCCGCCGCCGAUGGUGCAGCUAGCCUGCCACCCCAACCUGGACAAGCUGGGCUACUCACAGAAGAUGCGAUUUACCUACUGAGCAGCUCUUGGCUUUACUGUGAGUGCUCCAGCGCCCUGGGCCCUCUAUGUCUUCCACAAGACUGAUCAGCUUUUUGAAUGUUUCUCCAGAGCUGACAUCCAAAGGGUGCUCCCUGCAGGCACAGCAUUCCUGUAGUAAUGGGCAAGGGCCAGGGUUGAGGGGUUCCCUGGAAUGCCCCACAAAUCUCCCUGUGAUUAAAGACCCAGUUGAGGCCUGCAGAGUCGGAA